Molecule: messenger RNA, 3063 nt
Organism: Sesamum indicum (sesame)
Lineage: Eukaryota; Viridiplantae; Streptophyta; Magnoliopsida; Lamiales; Pedaliaceae
Source: RefSeq, a predicted model, not a curated record
UGAUCCGCGUAGAGUACGCGGAAUGUAGUUUUCUAGUCUCUUCCACCUCAACCCAUUCCCACACGAAUAAGAAGUCUUCUACCUGCUGGACUCUUCGCACACUUUACACCGUAGAACGCACAAAAGAUCCAUCUGCUUGUGGCCAGAAGAGAAAGGAGCAGGUGAAAAGGACGCAAUAAUUCUCAUCAACCCCGUUCGGUUGUUGCUGGUAAAUAUGCCUUUCGAUCAUCACUGUUUGUGGUCCAAGGAGUGGUGUUGUUUACUGGCGUAGUGUUGAAGCUUUCGUGGGUUUUCUAUAUCAAGAACUUGAGAUUGUGGGGUGUGUGUGUGUCGUUGUGUUCUUUAAUCUAUCUGUCGGUUUGUUGAAUAAAGAUUGGUUCUCGACUCAGUGAAAUCCCAAGGAUUUGGCUGUUUGAUGUGAUCGUAUACCGCAGUCUUGUUGAAAUGGGUCAGUCUUGUUGAAAUGGGUUUCUGAUGGAGUAUGAUUUGUGGGUUUUACAGGGAUGGAGUUGGGGAGGAUGAGGAACUGAGCUGCUGAGUUUAUCACUCUGGCCUGGACUUGUAUGCUUGAAUUUUGUUGCUGCUUGCAUUGGGUUAGUAGAACAAGGAGAGGUGGGCUUCAGAGAUUGCAGCUCGUUUGUUCUGUUUGGUUUUCAUAUUCAUCAAAAUGGCAUCUUUCACUGCUUUGGCAGCUGCCCAUUGAUUAUGGCUAAUGUUUGAUCCAAUGUGAACUCUGGUAUUUGGAGAUUGGAUUGCUGAAAGCUCUCUUGUCAGAGAUGUGAGAAUUUUGAUUGGGAUUGAUAACACUUAAAUCUUCUCUCUGAAGAUAUGAGGAUGGGGGCUUUUAAUUGCUUUGGUUCUUCCUGGAGGAAAAAGAAAGAUAAGGUGGAAAGCAGUGCUAUUUCACCUUCUGAAAAUAACAAGGAUGACAAAACUCUUCAUGUAAAGCUUGAGCAUCUUAAGAAUUGUUCGGAAACGACUGAGUUGACGUCAAGUUCUUUUAGUGUUCCGGUUCCUUUCUCUAUUCCCGGAAGUUCUAUGUGCAAGGUCAAGGUUGUAAAUCAUGGUAUUCCAGUUGCAAGUGAUGCUGGAGAGGCAGAUUAUGAAGGUGGGGAUGAGCAUGACGAAACUUUGUCCAUGAAGAGGGAUAAUUCUGAUUUUGAUUUACAAGCCCGUGUUGAGAACUCGAAUGAAGAAGAAUGUGGAUCAGUUGACAUUUUCUGCUCCCUGCAUAUGAAUCACGAUAAGAUACAAACAAAUGAUACUGAGGAAGGCGUGGAUACGGAUAUAAAUGGGCAUGUUAGUGAUCCCGGCAUUGGGAAAUUAGAAUUUUGGGCCUCGCCAAAACUCAAAAGAUCGUGCUCUGAUUUGGCAAUCAGAAGUAUGUGUCACGAGCUUGUUGAACACCUGCCUCCAUCUGAGAAAGUGCAAAGAUUAGCUGACAGGUACAGAAAGGAAGUCUUUGUGCGGGAUGCCACAAGUCCUGUGUCUGUUAUGACAAAUCGCAGUGCCGACAAAGUGAUAUUGAAGAAGCACUCUUCCAGUCAAAUACUUCCCUCUGGUAGCAGAAGACUGUGGUGGAAAUUGUUGCUGUGGAGCCACAGGAAUCUGCAUAGAACAGGUCCUGUAAAAACACAGCCAGUUGCAAUGAAGCCUGCUCCUAACCAGCAAGGUGGAUACUGUUCAGAUACUGUGGAGCCAAGACCAGCUGUGGAGUUGAGCAAGUCGGAGUCGCCUAGCUCAUUCAUUGGAGAGUUCAUUGACAUUGGCAACAGUGACAUAAACACCCAGCGCUGGGACGGACUUUAUGGAUUUUCUGGGAUGUGGCCUCAAAAUCAGUGGGUUGCAUUUCCUACAGAGUCUUCUCCUUUGGCAAGAGUAGAUGAGUGGGUGAAAGAAGUUUCAGAGCAGCCGUCGUUUCAGAUUGGAAAUGAUGAUCAGACAGAAGAUGGUGUCAUCUUUCCACCCUCUCCCGAGAAUGGAACAUCAUCAGCAAGGGGCUCUUUUCAUUCAACUCGACAUCCUGCUAUGAACAUGCCGGAGGAUAUUUCACAUGCCAAUAGUGUUAUACAAUCCUUGAAUGCUUCUUCAACUGUUGCUCAUAUAACAGGCAUCGGACUGAAAGUUAUACCUCCCAUAUCUCAUUUUUCUAGCCUCCGAUCUGUCAAUUUGUCUGGCAAUCUCAUAGUUCAUAUAACUCCAGGAUCUUUGCCAAAGGGUCUCCAUGUUCUUAACUUAUCCAGGAACAAGAUAAGCACCAUUGAAGGGCUUAGAGAGUUGACUAGACUGCGGGUGCUCGACCUCAGCUACAACCGGAUAUGCCGAAUUGGCCAAGGGUUGUCCAACAGUACACUCGUUAAAGAACUCUAUCUUUCUGGUAACAAGAUAAGUUAUGUUGAAGGACUCCAUAGGCUUCUGAAGCUGACUGUCUUGGACCUGAGCUUUAACAAGAUAACCACAACGAAAGCACUUGGCCAACUGGUAGCCAACUAUAAUUCUCUACUAGCUCUAAACCUGUUGGGCAAUCCAAUUCUAAGCAACAUCAGCGACGACCAGCUGCGUAAAACGAUAUGCAGUCUUCUCCCAAAGCUAGCUUUCCUGAAUAAGCAGCCUGUAAAUCCUCAGAAAGCGCGAGAGAUAGGUGGAAAUGCUAUUGCUAAAGCUGUACUGGGGAGUAGCAGUAGUGGCCGGAUUAGUAGAAGAAAAGCAGUGAAGAGGGUAAACCAAGGAAGUUCGUCGUCUCCUAGUGUGCGGAGAAGCAGCGGCAGUGCUGCACAGAAGAGUAGCAGGCAGAGGACAAGAAGUGGUUCUCGAUAUCACUCUGCUGCAAAGGACAAGAUAUAGUAGCAUCUUCUUUGCAAUGGGACUUGUAUUCUCAAUUUUUCCCUUCAUUUGUGUUUGUUGUAGUGAGGGUUGUGGAUUGCACGUGUGUGUGAGUGUGGUGAAACUGUAGAUUUCUUCUGGAGGAUUUCCGGAAAUGUGAUUGUUUCUCUUUUUCCACUUCCAUUUGAGUUUUCUUGAUUGUCCAUUUCAAAGUUAUGAGUGAUGAGUAGAGUACCAAAA